AUGUCAUUUCGUGUAUUAGAUUUGGUUACACCAUUUGCUGCUUAUUUACCUGAAGUUCAACAACCUGAACGUAAGGUUCAAUUUCAACAAAAGGUAAUGUGGACUGGUAUAACAUUACUUAUAUUCCUUGUUAUGAGUGAAAUCCCACUUUAUGGUAUUGUAAGUUCAGACCUGUCAGAUCCCUUAUUAUGGUUAAGAAUGAUGUUAGCUUCAAAUAGAGGUACUUUAAUGGAAUUAGGUAUUUCACCUGUUGUUUCAGCAGGUAUGGUUUUUCAAUUAUUAUCAGGUAUUAAAAUCAUUAAUGUUGAUAUGACCAAUAAAGCUGAUAGAGAUCAAUAUCAAAUGGCUCAAAAAUUAUUUGCUAUCUUAUUAAGUGUUGGUCAAGCAACUGUUUAUGUUUUAACUGGAAUGUAUGGACCAACCUCAUCAUUAGGUUUUGCUGUUUGUUUAUUAUUAAUCUUACAAUUAGUUUUCGCUAGUAUCAUUGUUAUCUUAUUAGAUGAAUUAUUACAAAAAGGUUAUGGUUUAGGUUCAGGUAUCUCAUUAUUUACUGCUACUAAUGUUUGUGAACAAGUAUUUUGGAAAACUUUUGCCCCAACUACUACUAAUAUUGGUAAAGGUGUUCAAUUUGAUGGUGCUUUAGUUUCUUUAGUUCAUUUAUUAGGUUCAAGAAAAGAUAAAAAGAGAGCUUUAUUAGAAGCUUUUUACAGACCAAAUGCUCCAAAUAUGUUACAAUUAAUUGCUACUAUUAUGGUUUUCUUUGCUGUCGUCUACUUACAAGGUUUCAGAAUUGAAUUACCUGUUAAAUCUACUAGACAAAGAGGUCCUUAUGGUUUAUAUCCAAUCAGAUUAUUCUAUACUUCAAAUAUUCCAAUUAUGUUACAAAGUGCUUUAACUUCAAAUAUUUUCUUAAUUUCCCAAUUUUUAUACAUGAGAUGGCCAGAAAAUAUCAUUGUCAAAUUAUUAGGAGUUUGGGAUACUAAAUAUCAAACCAGUCAAUUAUAUGCUGUUAAUGGUUUAUCAUAUUAUGUUCAACCACCAACUUCAUUUUCAGAAGCUGCUUUAGAUCCAAUUAAAACUGUUAUCUAUAUUACUUUCGUUUUAGGUUCUUGUGCAAUUUUCUCCACCACUUGGAUUGAAAUUUCUGGUUCAUCUCCUCGUGAUGUUGCUAAACAAUUUAAAGAACAAGGUCUUGUAAUUGCUGGUCAUAGAGAUACUAGUGCUUAUAAAGAAUUGAAAAAAAUCAUUCCAACUGCUGCCGCUUUUGGUGGUGCUUGUAUUGGUGCUUUAUCUGUCGUUUGUGACUUGAUGGGUACUUUAGGUAGUGGUACUUCAAUUUUAUUAGCUGUUACUACUAUUUAUGGAUAUUUUGAAAUCGCCGUUAAAGAAGGUGGUUUAAAUAAAAACUUGGUUGCUGGUUUUAGUGAUGGUAUGUAA
Molecule: messenger RNA, 1437 nt
Organism: Yamadazyma jaroonii
Lineage: Eukaryota; Fungi; Ascomycota; Pichiomycetes; Serinales; Debaryomycetaceae
Source: the annotation of a GenBank genome assembly